Molecule: messenger RNA, 2829 nt
Organism: Polypterus senegalus (gray bichir)
Lineage: Eukaryota; Metazoa; Chordata; Cladistia; Polypteriformes; Polypteridae
Gene: arhgap18
Product: Rho GTPase activating protein 18
Exons: 15
Coding region: 150-2105 (651 amino acids)
Biological process (GO): regulation of actin filament polymerization; regulation of small GTPase mediated signal transduction; signal transduction
Cellular component (GO): cytoplasm
Molecular function (GO): GTPase activator activity
Source: RefSeq, a predicted model, not a curated record
UGGUUUAGUUACUCAGCUCGCUGGGGAGGAGGAGGAGGAGUGCGAGUGCUGUGGCAGUGACAGAUACAACUUCAACAAGUUGAAGCGCAUCCUGGCAGCUCGACUGCUGUUGUUAGUUAAAGGGCGACGACGGGAAUGCCGCGCACAUCAUGAGCGAACAGGACAGUAAGGUCGUCGUGCUCACGGCGUUUCACCUGACCGGCGACGCUUCUGAAGUGUCAAAGCGGGUCAGAGACCGAGAGGACCACGGCUUCGCGGAUCCAAGGGGUAGAUCUGGUCAAUACAAUUUACAGAGUAGGACAAAACAUGUCCCUGGUAAGCCACCGCUCAGAUCAGCCUCAAUGGAUUCACUGGAUGAUCUUACUUUGGAUGAUUAUUGGACUGAAUUAGAGCAUAUUCAGAGCAGCAACAAUGACCAAGAACAGCACAAUGAUCUGGUAGAGAAAGUACCUGAUGAAGGGGAACUAGAGGAGGAGUGGCUGAAAGAAGCAGGGCUGUCCGACCUCCUGGUUGAUUCUGCAGAUCCCAUUGAAAGCAAAGUGUUAUUAUCUACGCUAACUCGCACCCAGGCUGCUGCCGUGCAGAAGAGGAUAGAAAUGGUUACGCAAACUCUACGCAAGAAGAAUAAACAGCAGCAAAUACCAGAUGUGAGGUCAAUUUUUGGUUUGCCACCAUCACAAGCUGAGAAGAUUUCUGAUGCUAAUGGAACUCCUUCUCCAUCAAAUAAUGAAGAAGAAAAAAUGUCAUCUGUUUCUGGUGAACCCACUGUCCAGAGUGGACAAGGAACAGAAACUGAUAUCAAUUUAGAGAUAUCCUUCUCUGAACAAGCUGCCAGCUUCAAAGAGAGGUCAAAGAAUAAUAAGCUUCCAAGUGAGGAAGAUACUCACAUGCCUAAUUUCAGAUUAUUGAAAGACAAGACGGGUACAACAAAGAUUGGUGACCUGGCUCCCCAAGAUAUGAGGAAAGUUCAUUCUUUGGCGCUCAUUGAGCUGACAGCUCUUUUUGAUACAUUUGCAGUUGAUUUUAAAUCUCACAAAACACUGAAAAUUAAACAUAAAGAAUCGGGACUUUUUGGAGUUCCUCUUACCAUUUUACUGGAACAUGACCAGAAGAAGGUACCGGGUACUAAGGUGCCACUUAUAUUACAAAAACUCUUGUCUCAUAUAGAAGCUGAAGGUUUGGAUACAGAAGGCCUUCUGCGUAUUCCAGGAGCUGCAAUACGAGUGAAGAGUCUUUGCCAAGAACUGGAGUCUAAAUUCUAUGAUGGGACAUUUAUCUGGGAAAAUGUAAAACAACAUGAUGCUGCAAGUUUAUUAAAACUCUUCAUCCGCGAACUGCCAUAUCCUCUUCUGACAGUUGAAUACCUCAACGCUUUCUUAUCAGUGCAAAAACUUCCCACAAAGAAGCAGCAGCUUCAAUCACUUAAUCUUUUGGUGCUUCUUCUUCCAGAAUUGAGCAGAAACACACUAAAGAUUCUCUUGGAAUUUCUGCAGAGGGUCAUAGCAAACUCAGAGAAGAACAAAAUGACGCUUAAUAAUGUUGCUGUUGUAAUGGCACCAAACCUCUUCAUGUUCAAAGAAAUUCGUUCCAAGAACUAUGAACAAGAACUUGCACUUGCUACAGGAUCAGCAUCUAUUAUGCGUUUUCUGAUUAAAUAUCAGACUCUUCUGUGGACAAUACCACGAUUUAUUAUGAAUCAAGUAAGAAAACAAAAUAUAGAAAACCAAAAGAAGACCUCAAAAGACAGAGCAAUGAAGAAAUUGCUAAAGAAAAUGGCUUAUGACAGAGAAAAACACGAAAAGCAUGAAAAACUGACAUUGGAUACAGAUGUUCUUCAGGGUGUUAUACGGGUUCAAGCACCGCAGUUCUCCAAAGUCUCCAUGGCCAUUCAACUAACGGAGGACCUUAAAGCUAGUGAUGUCCUAGCCAGAUUUCUCAGCCAAGACAGCAGCACUGUUGAACAGUCUGUGAAGAGAGAAGAACUGUGCCUAUUUGAAAUAGGAGGCAACAUAGGUGAGCGCUGCUUAGAUGAUGACACCUAUAUGAAGGAUCUCUAUCAACUAAAUCCUACUGCAGAGUGGGUUAUAAAGCCUCGUUCUCGAUGAAAGUGGAUUUUCUGAGUGCAAAGGGAAAUGCAAAAUGGAGAAUUUCAUAUCAUAUUAAAUAUAUAUUUAAAUUGAGGAGAAAACAGAAGAACAUUUUUAAAAAAAUGCUCCUUGUAGCAAAAACUGCCAAAUUUCUAUUCAUAUAUAUUGUAACUGUAAAUAUUUAAUGGUAUUUCAAGAAAAUAGCACAUUAUUUCACUGUCAAAAUAUGAUGAAGAAUGGAACCUGUCCCUAACAGUUCUCCAACCUGCGUUUAUAGCUGCCAGGGUUUUAAAGCGGUUCUCAGAAUCCAAGACAAAUUUGACUACUCUGGCUUUUGUAAAAGAGUAAGCAUGCUUAUGUGCAUAUAUUUUUGAUACUAAAAUUUGUAAAUUUGAUUUGAAAAUUUGUAAGACAUUAUUGCACUUAAGAUGCAAAGCAGCCACAGAAAUGUAUAUCAUUAGAAAGGAUACAUGUAUAUUGAGAUUUUUCUAUAAAAGAGGAAAAAACAAACGUAUCCCCUUAAAGCCUCAUAUUAUAAACAUUUUUGCACCACCCUUUUUUAUACUGGUGCCAAUGCCAUUGUCUCCUUACAUUAACAUCAAACAUCUGAACAGCUUGAAAUAAUGCAAGCUAAUAUAUACAAUAUCCUAUAAACUGAUAAAUAAAUGGCAUUUCUGUGUUUAAACAAAAAUGUAAUAUAUACAUAUUUAAUAAAUUUUUAGAACACACAUUUGUGACAACA